AUGAGCGAUCGUGACAAAGGAUUGCUUUUAGGGAUGAAUGUUCUCGGGGAAGGAAUAGUUAGACUGUAUUGUCUUGAACACCUCCGGCAGAACUUUCUACGUCGACACGGGCAAACAAAUGAAAUGUAUUUCUGGAAAACCGUAAAUGCAGUAUCAGAAGCAGACUAUUUCACAGCAAUAAACCAUAUACAACAAGAGCAAGGGUCUGCUGCACAGUAUUUACUAAGUAUCGACAGAAAAAUUUGGGUUACCGCAUUCAUACCUGGUGGAGCAGCGAGAAAAUUUGGUCAGAAAACAUCAAAUGCGGUUGAAGUAAUGAAUUCCGUCUUUAGAAAAGCAAGAGAACUACCAGUACUCGAGCUUCUUCAAGAAAUUUGGCACCACUUGAUGGAGUCAAGGUUUGCCAAACUCGAAGCAUCAAGAAAAGUCGCAGCUGGACAAAUCUUUACCCCAUACUGUGAAAAGAUUCUUAUGCAGGAACGUCAAACUGCAAGGCAGUUUUUAGUCCGUAGGGGUGGCGAUCAGAAUGCUCUUAUCAUGAAACCUGGACCGGAGAAUCUGGUAUGGGCUGUUAACUUGGGUACCUGCACCUGUUCAUGCCGAGAAUUUCAGAACCAUGAUAUUCCUUGUCAACACGCAAUUGCAUUUAUCUACACUCUUGGACACCGUCUAGAUGCAUACAUCUCAGUAGCAUUUCUUGUCGACAAUUGGAAAAGAAUCUAUUCAGAAAAUCUUCGCCCCAUCACUUUCCUAACAACCACAGCGGAAACUCAAGCCCAAGGGUUGAAUAACCAACCGGAAAAUCUCGGCGCUGCACUCAGCGCUCCACUCGGCGUUGGUAUCGGCGGUGCACCAGCUAUGGAAGAGCGGGAGCCUGUACUGGCUGCCGGAAUGACUGUUAUAGCCCCAACUGGACGGGCCACUAUAGGAAAGAGAAAGAAGGCCAGAGGAGUUGUUGGCCAGAGGAGCCGGGCUACUGGGCAAACUCAACAGCAGUGCUCUAGCUGUGGGGAGAGUGGGCAUAAUGCCAGGAGUUGUAGGAUCCGCACUUUUAAGUAA
Morchella sextelata is the source of this 1059-nucleotide messenger RNA. RefSeq lists its product as uncharacterized. Lineage: Eukaryota; Fungi; Ascomycota; Pezizomycetes; Pezizales; Morchellaceae. The record is from RefSeq and is a predicted model, not a curated record. The coding region runs from base 1 to 1059 and encodes 352 amino acids. The transcript has a single exon. Gene Ontology annotation, molecular function: nucleic acid binding; zinc ion binding.